Messenger RNA from Lichtheimia ornata, 1029 nucleotides. RefSeq names its product pyrroline-5-carboxylate reductase. Gene Ontology annotation, molecular function: pyrroline-5-carboxylate reductase activity. Lineage: Eukaryota; Fungi; Mucoromycota; Mucoromycetes; Mucorales; Lichtheimiaceae. The transcript has 2 exons. The record is from RefSeq and is a predicted model, not a curated record. Gene Ontology annotation, biological process: L-proline biosynthetic process. Bases 1 to 1029 code for a protein of 342 amino acids.
AUGUUAUUCAAACGACCCAUCAUUCCUGCCACCACCAUUACUCGUUCCUGGUUGUAUUGUUUACAUCAACAACAACGCAAUCUACCAAAGAUUCCCACGACAACAACAAGAUUGGUAUCCAUCACCUCUUAUUCCACCUAUUCUCAUCAACAACAACAUGGAAAACAGCAAUAUCCCAUCAUAUCCUUUAUUGGUGGCGGCAAUAUGGCUGAAGCCAUUAUGGGUGGUUUGCAAGCGAGUGGUCAUCCAGGCUCCCAUCUACGAUUUACUGAGCCUUUGACAGAACGACGUCGACAACUGGAAAGCAAAUAUCCGACCUUGGUGGGUUUCGACGAGAAUGAACAAGCCGUGGAAGGUGCCAAUGUGGUUGUACUUGCUGUUAAGCCCCAGGUGCUUCGUAACGUCAUGACAACGUUGGCGCCAUCGCUGACAAAGGAUUCGUCUACGCUCAUUAUCUCCAUUGCGCCUGGCAUUACGACUUCGGAUAUGGUCCAAUGGCUACGCGAUGCGACUCAAGAGAAAACAGCAACAGCUGCCAUUGUGCGAUGUAUGCCCAACACGCCAGCCCUUAUUGGUGAAGGUGCCGUGGGUUUGUAUGCAAGUGAGGCCGUCACUGAUGAACAACGCCAAACAGCCGUAUCGAUCAUGCAUGCGUUUGCUAAAGAAGUAUCCUGGGUUACCAAUGAGUCCAUGAUGGAAACGGUUACCGGUAUCAGUGGGAGCGGUCCAGCUUACUUUUUCCUCAUCAUGGAAGCCAUGCAAAAUGCUGCUGUUAAAGCUGGUUUAAUCCCUGAAGUGGCCAAGGCAUUGACGUUGCAAACAUGCCUUGGUGCAGCUCGUAUGGCACAAGAAUCGGAUGAUGAUCUCGCAACGCUUCGAAGAAAAGUAACCUCACCCAAAGGCACCACCGAAGCAGCAAUCAACUCGCUUGAAUCCAACCACAUUCGCAAAAUCAUGGAGGAAGCCGUCCUCACUGCCCAACAACGAGGUCACGAGAUUGCGGAAGAAUUACGUCAACAUCAAGAGUAG